Paramecium pentaurelia is the source of this 524-nucleotide messenger RNA. The record is from the annotation of a GenBank genome assembly. Lineage: Eukaryota; Ciliophora; Oligohymenophorea; Peniculida; Parameciidae.
AUGUCUAACAUAAAUUUCAUGAUGAACAAAUCAAUAUAAAAAUGUAGAAAUCAUAAGAGAAUAGACAACCAAAAAAAGCACUCUUUAAUUAAUUUAGUAUUACAUGAGAAUUUAUCAACGAGAUAAGUAAUUAAUUAUUUGAUUUUAAGGCAGCACAGAAGCUAUAAAUAAAAUAUUCCACUGCUAAGUAUAUUGUUAAGAAAUUUAAAAAUAAAGGCAAUAAUUUAGAUUAACACAAAUAAAAUCUAAGUAAACAAAAAUCAAUGGUCUCGAAUGUUAGUAUUAUCAUAGAUGUCUUGGAUGGAAAUAUUACUCUCUUAAGAAAUAGUACAAAAUAAAGUUAUUAUGAUUUGAAUUCUCUAUAAGAGGAACUUAAAUAUAGCAAUUUACUUUAAACUUCUGAGUUUAUUUUUUAGAAAUUAGGUAAAAUUCCUUGUAAUCAAAUCAACUACAGAAAUUGCAAUGAUUCUGAAUUUUUAAAGGCCUAAUUACUAAAAUAACAUCAAAUUAUGAAAAAUUUAUGA